AUGGGUUUAAGCUCCAAGGUGCAUCCGGUUGCGCUGGAAAAACCACAGCUUGUUGUUGUUGCUGUGGAUACUUUUGAUCGGGCCAUUCAAGCUGCUGGAGACUACUGGAACCGCCUCCAAGUUGGUCACAGGGGACGAUACUCAGUUCAACGUCUUCUCUCAUUGCGAGACUAUUGCGAGCGCACAUCCCCAAUACGCGUUUUCUUGGUGUGUACAAUGUCACUCGUCCCAUCGUUCAUUAUGGCCAUGUUGGUGGAAUGUAUUCCUCUUAAACCUCCAGACGAGGGAUGGAAAGCAAACUACGCGUUUUGGAUCAGACUGUACGUGUCGUCUUUACCAACAGCCUUUGGAGCUGUAUUUCAAGUCAAAGAAGUGAUUGAGCCUGGGGUGAUCUCUAGAACGGGUGUCCUGAUCACUGGCAUCGGCUCGUGCACCUGCUACGUGGCCUUGACAAUGUUAAUUGCAGUUGUGUGGAAGUUUCCCAUCCCAUUCGGCUACGUGCUGACUGUGGCUCCAUUUGUUUUUUUCUACAUGGUUUUCUUCAUCUUAAGUAUCGGACCUGGCGUUCUACGUAAGUCUCCAAAGUUGCGGCAUCAACUCAAAUCUCAGAUGACGGUAAUUGCAGCUCAAGGUGUUCUUGCCAUUGCGUAUCCCACUUUCAGUGCCGUUUUCAACCAGCUUUCCGCGACUCAGCAGUCGAUCUUCAUUUUUGUGCUGCCACUGAUCAAAUUUGUAGUGAAACAAGUGAUCGCCAAGGCGUCAGCUCACCUCCGAGAAUGUGUUGGAUUGAUCGUCGUGUUUUCCGUGGAUGUGUGCAAUGUCUUGUACGUUGUCGUUUGUAUGCAGACUGCCAUCUCUCCAGUAACUACGACGGUGAUGAUCACCUCGGAUGCCUUUUUCGUGAUAUUAGCGCUUCGAUCUAUCUACUAUCAACUAGAUUCCACCCAAGGACGACUGCAGUCUAUGAAUUCAUCCAAAGUGAACUAUCUGGACGACUUGCUGGUGCUAAUGCGAGACAUCUUUCGAGAGACGAAUGGAACACCUGUACCAAUUCGAGUCUGCGCUCCGCUUGCAUUACCGAUGUCAAUCGAAAGCACGAGAUAUCUGAACGAUAUUCUGAAAUCUAGAAGAAGAAAUGCCCACGAUGUGGAGUCUUUCACUUUUUUACCGAUCGCACCAACAGCUACGACUAGUACACAGUCCAUGCGGUGUUCUUUAGAUCGACAACAUGAUCAAGGAGAGCUGGACUGGGCAGUUCUUAAUGCAACAUUAGCACAAGUCACUACCACCAACAGUCAACGCGUACUCCCUGCUCGACAUUCAACGGACAAAUUAGUGUCAGGACCUCAGCUACCAAUGACCGUACCAAGUAGAACGUCAACUCAGCGAACCGAGCCUCGAUCCAAGCGCCGUAUAACUGUUACCUCAUCAGGACAAGACACUUCAGUACAAGACGUUCAAAACGCUCUACAGACGCUCUUUCACUCCGAAUAUGUCGUCAUGGGCGAGUACAUUGAGUGCGCCAUCCCAGUCUUGUAUUCGGUGUAUCUUACGUUCCUGUACCAUCUCCCGACAGCGGCAUAUUACCCGCAUACACGCUGUUUAACCCCAGAAAAGUUUGCAAGAGCUGUGAUGAACCUCCUUCUUUACUCGUUAGUAGAGUUCGCGUCGUUUACCGGCCUAUCAAUUGUACUGAGGCGCAAGUUUGGGUUCUCACCGUUGUACCAACUUGCGUUUGUGCUCGAGACUCAAGUAGCCACGCUACAAGGCCAUCUCUUCCUGUGGAUUUCGGUCAUUUUGCAGAUGACUCUGGUACAUAAUGGCGUGGAUCUGGAGGCUCCGUUCAAAUAA
Phytophthora nicotianae INRA-310 is the source of this 1851-nucleotide messenger RNA. RefSeq lists its product as hypothetical. NCBI's taxonomy places the organism in Eukaryota, Oomycota, Peronosporomycetes, Peronosporales, Peronosporaceae. The transcript is spliced from 2 exons. The coding region runs from base 1 to 1851 and encodes 616 amino acids. The record is from RefSeq and is a predicted model, not a curated record.